Messenger RNA from Gongylonema pulchrum, 219 nucleotides. The record is from the annotation of a GenBank genome assembly. NCBI's taxonomy places the organism in Eukaryota, Metazoa, Nematoda, Chromadorea, Rhabditida, Gongylonematidae.
AUGCCAGAGAGGGCGAACGAUGAUGGAUUGGACGCUACUUGGGACAACCGACACGGAGCACGGAUGGAUGGCACUCCCCGGAAAAAAACCGGGGACGCAUUUCGCACAAUUACACUGCGAAUUAUUAAACUAAACAACGAUGAUGACGACGAUCGCGGCGAUGAUGACGAAGAAACCAAUGAUAACGCUGACGAAGCCCUGUAUCAGAGAUACUGUUAA